This is a messenger RNA of Molossus molossus (Pallas's mastiff bat), 1338 nucleotides long. RefSeq names its product SUB1 regulator of transcription (gene SUB1). The coding region runs from base 61 to 444 and encodes 127 amino acids. Gene Ontology annotation, molecular function: transcription coactivator activity; DNA binding. Gene Ontology annotation, biological process: positive regulation of transcription initiation by RNA polymerase II. The record is from RefSeq and is a predicted model, not a curated record. The transcript is spliced from 5 exons. Gene Ontology annotation, cellular component: transcription regulator complex; nucleus. NCBI's taxonomy places the organism in Eukaryota, Metazoa, Chordata, Mammalia, Chiroptera, Molossidae.
CGGUUCUCUGUCAGUAGCGAGCUAGCGAGCACAGGGCUGUUCGAGAGCAGGAGCGGAGCAAUGCCUAAAUCAAAGGAACUUGUUUCUUCAAGCUCUUCUGGCAGUGAUUCUGACAGUGAAGUUGACAAAAAGUUAAAGAGGAAAAAGCAAGUUACUUCAGAAAAAGCUGUAAAGAAGCAAAAGACUGGUGAAACUUCAAGAGCCCUGUCAUCUUCCAAGCAGAGCAGCAGCAGCAGAGAUGAUAAUAUGUUUCAGAUUGGGAAAAUGAGGUACGUCAGCGUUCGGGACUUUAAAGGAAAAGUCCUAAUCGAUAUUAGAGAAUAUUGGAUGGAUCCAGAAGGUGAAAUGAAACCAGGAAGAAAAGGUAUUUCUUUAAAUCCUGAGCAGUGGAGCCAGCUGAAGGAACAGAUUUCUGACAUUGAUGAUGCAGUAAGAAAACUGUAAAUUCAGAGCCAUAUAAAACUUGUACUGUUCUAGUUGUUUUAAUCUGUCUUUUUACAUUGGCUUUUGUUUUUUAAACGUUGUUUUCCAAGCUAUUGUAUAUUUGGAUUGCAGAACAAUUUGUAAGAAUACUUUUUUUUUUUUUAAAGUUCAUUAUUAAAAAUGUUCUGAGUGAAGCUAAUUGUCAAGUUUAUUAAGGGGAAUUGCUUUGUGCCCACCACCUAGUGUAAAAUAAAAUCAAGUAAUACAAUCUUAACUGUUGUGGCCUUCUUUGAUCAGAGUAAUUGGGACUGUUUAAGGCCAAAUGUUAACAGUUUAUAGACCUUUUAAUUUCAACUUGGCUUUUACAUUCAAAAGGAUUUAUAUUGUAUUGAAUUUAUAAACUUGAUCUGUGAAAUCCAUAGUUGAUCUGCUUUCUUCUAAACAAAUGUCUAGGCUUUGAUUUUCUAACCUAGUGAUACUUCACUUUCCCUUUUUUAUCUUUACUUCAUUUUACUUUAAUAACUUGUCAUGUUCAGUUUUCAUUUCACUUUUUGCUCUUUUUCUUAAUUAUACUUAUAUGAAAAGUCAGUGAAACUGUUGAAAUGUUAGUUAUCUCAAUAAGGUACUUAUAACUAAAAUUAUAUGAGAACUACAAUCACUAAUUCUACUGUAUUCAAUAUUAGGAGAUAUAGUUUGAUAAACAACAUGGCUUGUUUGAAAACUCUGAGCAAGUAAGUGUAUGUCAUUACCUGUAGUGUUCUGUGUAGUAGUUAUCUUAUUGCUUAGUCUGCAGACAAUAAUGACUUAGGUGUCUGAUUUGCUUUCACUUAUUAAACAUGUUUACCAUAGGAUGAUGUCUAUAAAAUCAGAUAUUGUUAAAUUAGACUAGGAAUUAAUAAAAAUUGUGAAAGCUUA